CAAAACGUAAAUUACUUGCUAUAGAUUUUAUAAUAAUAAUUUUUGCCUUUGUUCAAAAGUUCAUUCUAUUGAUUUAAUUUUUUAUCACGUAAACAAUUUGAAAAAAUUGCAUGAUAUAAAUAAACAAACAAUUGUGCAGGCCAUCAAAGUUUAUGUUUGUAUUUCCUCGUUUAAAUACACCUAUUGUUCUGUGUCAUUAAAAUAAAUCAAGCAGUUUUGUACUUACUACUUAAUGCAUAUUUUAUAUACUUCUAUAAAACAUAUGCUGUGCCAUUUAUCAAGUGGCAAUUUUAGUAUUUAACAAUGGAUGGUAACCAAGUAAUGGGGAGGAAAACGAUAAAACUUAUUAUAGAUACAUUCUUAUAGUUAAUAUCAAAUUGAAAGAUUAUUGUGUAAACCUUUUCACAUGAAAUUCAAGAACUCUGUUUUUGAAUUUUUAUAUAAACAAAUGUAUUUAUUUGUCAAGGGUUAUAUUCAGCCCUCAUAUCUACAUUUCUUGUACAGAAAUGUACAACAUUUCUUUAACAUCAUAUAACAUACAAAUAUUUUUCCCUUUAAUUCAAUUUCCAGGUACUUAACUUUAAUCUUUUUCAAAAAAUAUAACAAAAAGGAAUAUUAUGAAGAAUCUAACAACAAAACAAUUACAAAGAAUAGAAAAAAAGAAAAAGAAGAUGGCUGCACUUCUGGAAAUAACUAAAUUAAAUGAUAAAGAUAGAGAAGCUAAAAUGCUUGCUCUUAAGAAAGCUUCUAUAGAAGCAGAUCAAUCAAAUGCAAAUGAUACAGACAGCAGUGAAGUCUCCGUGGAAGAUAAUGUCAAACGUAAACGUCCAUGUAAUGAAGAUUUGAAAGAAACACUUUUGGAAAAUUCUACUAAAAAAGAAAAUGUAGGAGGUAUAGAAGAAUCAGAUACGCUUGCUAACAAAAAGCCUAGAUUAAGUGGAAACGAGUAUCUAAAAUUGAAACAGGAAUUAAGAGAACGUAAAAAGAAACUUAAAAUAAUACCUCGAUUUCGUUUAAAAGUAGCUGGUGAAAGUGCUAGCUUAGCUGUUAAUGUUAAAAGUGAAAACAGGAUUCCUAUUUUUCUUAGUGAUAUACAACAUUUAUUAUUGUAUUCAUUACAUGGUCAUCACUCACCCUAUGUGCCAGCAAGAUGGUGUCACCUUGAAAAAUAUAAUAGGGUCACACACACUGUGGUUCUUGUUGUUGAAGGCCUUUCUGUGUAUCAUUUUAUGGCUUAUGAAAGUAUGUUUCCACAUAUAACAUCAAAGUUGGAACAUAGGGUAGAAGUUGUAACACCUACAGCAUAUGGAGGGUCCGUAAUAGAGGAUCUUGCAGCUGUUCCCAUAACCGGAAUACAAAGCGAUAAAUUACUUAAACAAUAUGGAUCAUUAGAGACUGCAUUACAAAAUAACAGCGAUGUAAUAAAAUUAUUACGAACUGUUUUCCCAAUGCAUGGAGAUCCAUCAACAAAUGCGGAAAAGAUUAAAACAGAAAGGCCUGAAAUAGAUCUUCCAAAGACUGAUAAAUUCCCCCGUACACUAUUACUUCUAUCUUUAUGUCAAAUGAUAGAAGAAAAUUAUCCUGUCCCAUUAAAGGGUGAACUAGCAAAAAGAUACGGACAUUACAUAAUGACAAAGGAUGUUUAUGUAGAAGCUAAUGAAAGAUCUCCAAUGAUUGGUCUAGACUGUGAAAUGUGUAAAACAACUAUUGGAGAAUUGGAAUUAACAAGAGUAUCUCUUGUGGAUGAAAGUAUGAAUGUUAUUUAUGAUAGUCUGGUAAAACCAGAUAAUCGUAUUACUGAUUAUCUUACUCAAUUCAGUGGUAUAACAGAAGAAUUGUUGGAAGGUGUCACAACUACGUUGUCUGAUGUUCAGCAAACGUUACGAAAGUUACUUCCCGCAGAUGCAAUUCUAGUAGGACAAAGUUUAAAUUCUGAUCUUCAUACAUUAAAAAUGAUGCAUCCAUACAUUAUUGAUACAUCUGUUAUUUUCAAUAUUACCGGUGACAGAUAUCGAAAGACAAAGUUACAAAUUUUAGCGAGAGAAUUUCUUGGUGAAAGAAUACAAGAAAGUAGUUCUGGUCAUUGUUCAACUCAAGAUUCACAGGCUUCUAUGAAAUUAGUACAAUUAAAAUUAGCAAAUAGUGUGGAUUAUGGAGAUGCUGUGUUACUUGGUCGUUGCAACAUGGAAAUAUUGAAAAUGAAACCAGAGAAUAGGACAGAUAAUCAGCGAUCAUUAAAAAUUGAAAUACGGAAGUAUGCUACAUCAAUUUUCAAACAUAUAACGAAGGAUCAAAAAACUGCUGCCAUUGUGGGUAACGAAGAAGUUAUGAACGAAUAUUCUAAAUAUUUAACUUCUUCUAUCAACGUUAUGGAUGAUGAAAAUUUCGAUAAAAAUGAUAAAGUACGUCUUGUAGUGACAGACAAUAAUAAACAAGCCGUCCUGCGAGCUACACAAAUAGCCAUGGAACAUGCCUUUACUUUAUGUCAUGUUAGGAUAGGACAAGAAAAAUUAAAAAGUGAUAAAAUAGAAAAGACAUUCCGUACUGUAAAUAAAUGGGUACAUAAAUUAUGGAAGUAUAUGGCAGUGAAUGGUUUAGCAUGUGUUAUAUUUUCGGGAGAAAAUAAUGCAGCAAAUGGUGCUUGUUUUUUGAAUAUAAAGAGAGAAAUACCUGAAGAUUAUAUAAUACACACUUAAAAAUAGAAAAAUUUAUCAUUUUUAUACUAAUUUAAAAGGAAAUUAUUGAAGAAGUACCUUUCUAGUAAUAUGAAUUGUAAAGAAAUGUAUGACAAACUAGAAAACAAAGUCUCACACUGACUAAUUUCCAUUCGAUAAUUAUUUUAUAGAAAUGUACAAAUAUUGUAUUAUUAAUAAACUUUUUUAUUCCUUGUAAA
Messenger RNA from Bombus pascuorum, 2893 nucleotides. RefSeq names its product RNA exonuclease 5 (gene Rexo5). The record is from RefSeq and is a predicted model, not a curated record. Gene Ontology annotation, molecular function: exonuclease activity; nucleic acid binding. The transcript has 10 exons. Gene Ontology annotation, cellular component: nucleus. Lineage: Eukaryota; Metazoa; Arthropoda; Insecta; Hymenoptera; Apidae. Bases 618 to 2696 code for a protein of 692 amino acids.